UCACAACAUCUGGCCCAUCACGCACGCACGAUCACCGCGGUGCUUAGUGUUGGUUGGUGCGGCUGCUGCUGUUGCUGCGGCUGUCAGAAUUUGGAAAGCAUCGACUGUGGUGACAAAACGGAGAGCCGGGGAAAAUUGCGGACCAAACAGUCUGCCCGUGGAUUUCAUCGAUGGUGAACGGUCUGACCCGGACGUAAGAAAAGGUGGAUCGGAUCGAAUCGGAUCGCGUGUGGUGUGUGAAGUGUGGCGUUUAGAAAACCAUGACCAAGUUUAACAAAAAUCUUUGUCGGAAGACGACUGCACUAGCUACGGGUUCGUGCCAACAGGAACUGAAGCACGGUUACGAAACGGAACAUCGAGGUGAUAACGGAAUCGGAAUCGGUAUGCUGGGGGGAAUGGGUUUUGGGGCGAUGCACAGAGGUGCCGUCGUCAGUGGAAGUGAGAGUGAUUUUUUGCGUAGUUUUGGCCCGAACGGUUUGACCGCUGAACAGAAGCUGCAGUUGAACAUCCAACAGUUGCAGAUCCGGCAGAAGCAGCUGCAGUUGAACGACGACUACGAUGAUAAUAGUGAAAGUUCGGAGGAGCACGUGCUGGCACCGGUUGCCGGCUGUAUGGCCAGUCCCAAUAGGCCCUGUUUGACGUGGGCCUGCAAGGCUUGCAAGAAGAAGACCGUAACGGUGGAUAGACGGAAAGCGGCAACGCUAAGGGAGAGGCGGCGUUUGCGGAAGGUCAACGAAGCAUUCGAGGUCCUGAAACGGCGCACCAGUACGAACCCCAACCAGCGAUUACCGAAGGUGGAAAUUCUCCGGAACGCAAUCGAGUACAUCGACAGCCUACAGGCACUGCUAGAGGAAACACCCCCGAUUCGACAGAGUCCGGACAUACUAACCGACAGUAGUUCGGCAUCCAGCUUUUCAUCACCCCAGGACUACAUGAAUUGCUGCUCCAACAGUUACCUGCGCGAACGGUUACACCAACUCAGCAAGGACAGCGAUCGCUACUCCCCAAUCACAGGCCACACACCAGCGAGCGCAGCGGCCAACGGCUCUAGCUUGGAUUGCCUAAAUCUGAUCGUUCAAAGCAUAACCAACGUGACAACGGCGGCGGCUGCGGCAGCAGCGGUAUCAGCUCCUCCGAGUGGUGGUGGUGGUGGUGGUGGAGCAUUGCAUCAAAUCUCCUUCUCGUUGUCCUCGCCACCGCCACCACCAGCAGCUCCCUCGUCGUCGUCCUCUUUGUCGUCGGCAUCAGCAUCUCCAACGUCGGGAAUGGCGACAACGACGACGACGGCAACGACACUUUCGCUACCGUGAACUAAAACAAAACAACAACAACAACAAAACCACUAGUAAAUCUUGCCACGAAAUGCCAUAGUUCAAAUAUAGUGCCUAGUUCUGAGCGGCAUCAGCGUUUUAAGGUUUUCCCUAAUUAAUUGUAAAUAUUCGCUACGUAGGAAAUAAACAAUGCUUUUUUUUCUGUUGGUCCGUUGGCAAGGUGAGAGGGAUACCGGAUUCCUGAUUCGGUGGUGGUUAUAGUAGGCUGGGUCGAGGCCGGGGCGCUAGGAAACAAUUGUGAAAGCAGUUUCUUUCAAGUCAUUAAAAUGCCAAAAAGUGGUUUAUGGGAAAUUAGGACCUAGAAAGUAAGUAGAUUACUGUUAGAUAUUUAGUGUAGAUAGCGAAUCAUUCGCUAGCUGUAGUAUAGGAAUGUAAUUAAGCCUUUUGUACAUUUAAUUGGAAAAAUGAACUAAAACUUCUAAUAAAUUUGUUUAUGUAAGUAUAGAUUUAUUGAUAAA
This is a messenger RNA of Topomyia yanbarensis, 1789 nucleotides long. Its product is annotated as myogenic-determination protein-like. Bases 261 to 1310 code for a protein of 349 amino acids. Lineage: Eukaryota; Metazoa; Arthropoda; Insecta; Diptera; Culicidae. The transcript is spliced from 5 exons. Gene Ontology annotation, molecular function: protein dimerization activity; DNA-binding transcription factor activity, RNA polymerase II-specific; RNA polymerase II cis-regulatory region sequence-specific DNA binding. Gene Ontology annotation, biological process: regulation of transcription by RNA polymerase II; muscle organ development; positive regulation of myoblast differentiation. The record is from RefSeq and is a predicted model, not a curated record.